Molecule: messenger RNA, 462 nt
Organism: Staurois parvus
Lineage: Eukaryota; Metazoa; Chordata; Amphibia; Anura; Ranidae
Source: the annotation of a GenBank genome assembly
UGGUCAUCCCCUGUACUGUGUCUGCAGUCUCUGGUCAUCCCUGUGCUGUCCGCAGUCUCUGGUCAUCCCUGUGCUGUCCGCAGUCUCUGGUCAUCCCUUGUACUGUGUCUGCAGUCUCUGGUCAUCCCUGUGCUGUCCGCAGUCUCUGGUCAUCCCUGUGCUGUCCGCAGUCUCUGGUCAUCCCUUGUACUGUGUCUGCAGUCAGCAGUCAUCUCCUGUACUGUGUCCGCAGUCUCUGGUCAUCUCCUGUACUGCUGUCCGCAGUCUCUGGUCUUCCCUGUGCUGUCCGCAGUCUCUGGUCUUCCCUGUGCUGUCCGCAGUCUCUGGUCUUCCCUGUGCUGUCCGCAGUCUCUGGUCUUCCCUGUGCUGUCCGCAGUCUCUGGUCAUUCCUGUGCUGUCCGCAGUCUCUGGUCAUCCCUGUGCUGUCCGCAGUCUCUGGUCAUCCCUGUGCUGUCCGCAGUC